CGUUGACGGUGGUUAGGAUAUUCGUCCGAGUGAUGGAGUUCGUUUGAAGUCAAACAGUCUCGCUAGUGUGUAAAUGCGUAUUUGUUAUUAGAUCGAAUUUAGCGGGUCGUGUAGUAGUAAAAGUUUGCUCCUAUAAUGUGAUUGAACCUCGUAAAUGCCAAGCAACAUGGAUGGAAUUCGAACACGGCAAGAGGAACGCGCACAUUUGCGAAAACUGAUUGCCGAAUGGAACGCAUGCCGCUUAGACAUCUUUGCAAUCAGCGAACCCGAUGAGGAAUUAGUGUACCGCGGAGUGAUGCGGUUUUAUUUUCAAGAUGCAGGAGCAAAAAUGUCCACGAAAUGUGUCCGCGUUACCAGCACGGAAACAGCCGACGAUGUUACGAGAACUCUAGUGGAAAAGUUUCGCCCGGAUAUGAAGAUGCUUUCUAAUCCAAAUUACUCUCUCUUCGAGGUUCAUCCAAGCGGAGAAUCCAGGAAGCUUUUGAAAGAGGACAGGCCUUUGUUCGUGCAACUGUUAUGGCUGCAAGGUGACAGGGAAGGGCGAUUUCUACUGAAAAGUGAUCAGGAAGCCUUAGUAACUACAAAUGUUUUCUCUAGUGAUGGUGACCUUGAAGCUGGUCAAAAUUUCAAGAGGAAGUUGUCAAAAAGAGAGAAAAAGGAGCUCAAAGAGAAAAGGAAAGAGGAAGCAAAGAAAGCUAAAAUCUUAGGUCAACCUUCAUCUCCUACAAAAACUAAUGAUGAUUCUGCUCUUGCACAAAUUCUUUACGAUGAGUUGCCUGAAACCAGUUUUACGCGGAGCAUUUCAAAUCCAGAAAUAGUCAUGAAAAUGCGCCGUCAGCGAAAACUGGAGCGCAGACUUCAAGAAUUUCAAAGUAAUGACGGAGGGACAGACAGUGGAGGCACACUGAAAAUCUUUGCAGAAACACUCAAGCCUCAGAUUCCUUACAAGACUCUUCUUGUUUCAAUGCGUGAUCCUACAACGCAUGUUGUCAAAGAAGCAUUGGAAAAAUAUGGCAUGGAAAAAGAAAAUCCUGAAGAGUACUGCCUAGUUAUGGUCAACAUACCAGCUGGGGGUGUAACUGGAGGAGAUACAAUUGGAAAAGAAAGAGUUGUUCAUGAUGAAGAUAACCCAUUGGCCAUUGCUGCAACUUGGCCUCAACAGCAAGGCCACGUUGUCUUCCAUUUACGUCGCAGGGCAAACUUGCCUCAGUAUAGAAAACAAAAGAGAAGGUCAAAGUCUCCUUCGAGGGUACCCAUGGAUAGCACAUCAGAUAAAGCAAUAGGUGAAAGAUUGGCAAAUUCAUUUCCAGAACAUUUGUUGCCCUAUCUUUGAGAGUUGUCAUCUGAUGGCCGAGAGCUUGAUUACCAAGCAAACAUUCACAGGUUACCCAUGGAAAUAACCGAAGUGGGUAGUGAAAAGUCCCUGUCAUCUGCAGUUAGCUAUCUGGAGUUGUUUGGAUCUCACAUCCUGCCUCGUCACUGUGUGAUUACAAAUAUGGAUGGGAUUGUGUCAGUUGAGCGAACUAGCAGUGAUGCUGAAAUAUAUGUGGAUGGAAGAAGAGUUUAUGAGUCAACCAAGCUGAACCAUGGUAGUAUAAUAAAGUUUGGCAGACUUCAUACUUUCAAGUUCUGUGACCCAGCAUUUGAAGAGAAAGCCAAGCAGAAUUCACCAGUUCCUGACACUGGCGGUGUUAGUAGUGGGCACAGUGUGACUGAUACAGAUUCUCUGAAGCGGUCAUCCGGAUAUAGCCCUUAUCAACCUGGAGGAAAAAACAGAGAAUAUGAGCAGAACAAUGUGGAAGCAACAAACAAUCAUGAAUCUGGCUUGUUUGAGACAACCUUUGGCGUUGAUGGUGAAGUUGAGACCUACACAAGUGAAAAACUUGGUCAUGGGCGUCAGGACCAGCCACCUGAGGGUCUGCAUUCUUCAGCUGAUGACAUUUCAGAUGAUGGAAUGGGUGACAGGCUUCCUGCAAGAUUAGAGUUUAGAGAGUCGGGAGAAGAUGCUUUCUUUGCAGCAGUAGUCAGUGAGGUGAAUGGUGACAGAGUUCACUUCAAACUGGCACCAACCUACACUCUUUACAUGUGCUGUCGUUAUCGCAUCUCCCCAGCAUAUCGAGAGGAGCUUUCAAAGCUUCAGCGUGGUGACAGGUUGAGUGUCACUGUUCAGAAAAUUGCCAACAUGGUGCGCUCAACAGUUGAGGAAAAUAGUCAGCUGCCAAGUAGCCUGGCGUUUUGGAUGGCAAACUCAUCUGAGCUCCUCCAUUUUCUGAAGCAAGACAUUGAUGUAUCACCCUACUUGAAAGACAGUUACCAAGUAUUAGCACAGUCUGUUCAACUGGCAUUCAGACACCUUGUGCAAUGUGUAGAGCAGGAGUUGCGACAACUGAUGUCAGCAUUCCUUGAUGUCACUGAGGACGCUGACAUGGAAGAUGGUGACGCAGAUUCCAUGAUGGAUAUGAACUCCCCUGAUGACAUUAUGGGUGAACGUAGUUUUCGAUAUGGUCCUUCUGGAAGACCCAUGGGUGGGGACAGCUGGCUUGGUGGCCGCAGACGCCAUGGCAAGCCUACAGUGUCCGACAUCUUGUAUACGCUGACCUCGGCUAUGUCAUUGUUGCGACGCUGCAGAGUAAACGCUGCUCUCACCAUUCAAGUGUUUGCACAGUUAUUCCACUAUAUCAAUAUGUGGAUAUUCAAUAAGAUUGUACUUCAGCCUCAGUUGGGCCUUUGUACCAGAGAGUGGGGUUACAGACUAAGGAGAAGACUGGCAAGAGUGGAAACUUGGGCCCAGAAACAGGGUUUGGAAAUGGCAGCAGAAUGUCAUUUAUGCCGUGUAGCGCAGGCGGCUCAUUUACUACAAGCUCCCAAAAACUCUCACGGUGACAUCAACUCCUUAUCGUCAGCAUGUUAUAAAUUGAACUCAAUACAACUACGUGCCUUGCUUGAAAAUUACCGACCUGCUGCGGACGAACUUAAUAUCCCAAGGGAUUUGAUCGACAGCGUUGUGGCCGUUGCCGAGAACACGGCAGAUGAGCUCAUUCGUAACCAGGGCCAACCCGUGACGCUUGAAGAGGACCCUCAACUUCAGCUCCCUUUCUUGCUCCCUGAGGAUAGGUACUCGUGCGAAGUGAUCCGUGGUGUUCCCCCGGGUUUGAAGGAAUUUUUGAGCCCUCUUGCAGAAAUCGGCUUAUGUAGGUUGACUAUACAGCCAUCCUCUCCGGGCUUAUGGACUGUUUAUCAAGCCAAGCGCAAGGACUCUGGUGGUGAAGUGUCGUCGAAAACUGCUCAGUCCCAGACUCCUGAAAUUAUGGACGUCUCCUUCUAUAAAGGACAGGGAGGCAUGGGUCUUAGCAUUGUGGCCGCUAAGGGUGUUGGACAAGACAAACUUGGCAUUUACAUUAAACAAGUUGUGAAAGACGGUCCUGCUGCUAAGGAUGGACGUCUAAGAGCAGGAGAUCAGCUUCUAGCCGUGAAUGGCGAAAGUCUGGUGGGCGUUCCACAGGAGAGGGCCGCCGAGCUAAUGGUCAAAUCUGGAUCUGAAGUUACUUUGCGCAUAUCCAAGCAGGGCGCCAUUUAUCACGGCCUUGCCACUUUAUUGAGUCAGCCAUCACCAAUGGUUACCAAAGAGCCACAGCAGAAGCUUGUAGCAGUAGACAACGAAGAAAUGCUGAAAGCAUCACCAACUGUACCUGAGCAAGAGAUGCAGCGGUCUCCUGGGCGGUGGUUACAAAAAGACCGUAAUCAGUCCUACAGACAGGGUGAUGAGGAUAGAGGCCGCCGGUAUCAAGACCAGUGGCAAGUGGAUGAAGACAGGAGAAGGAGGGAUGGAGAGGACGGGCGACGGCGUUACUCUGAGGGUCAGCGGCGCAUGGAGGAGGAGGAACGUAUGCGAGCGGCGGAAAGGGAAAGGCGGUAUAGAGAAGACGAAGAACGUCGACUGGAAGAGGAACGCAUACAGGUUGAGGAGCAAAAACGACUUGAAGAAGAGAGGAGACUACAGGAGGAGAGGCGUCUUGAGGAACAACGAAGGCGCGCCGAAGAACAACGGAGAUUAGAGGAGGAACGGAGACGCGCCGAAGAACAGCGGAGACUUGAAGAAGAACGGAGACGCGCCGAAGAACAACGAAGACUUGGAGAAGAACGGAGACGUGCCGAAGAACACAGGCUAGAAGAAGAGCGACGUCGCGAAGAGGAACGAAGACUUGAAGAACAACGUUUGUAUGCAGAGGAACAAAAGAGAAUCGAAGAGGCACGGUUACGAGAGGAAAGGCGAAUAGCCGAGGAGCAACGAAGAUUGGACGAGGAGCGCCGACGAGAGGAAGAACGAAGAAUAGAGGAACAACGGCGUUUUGGCGAAGAAAGGCGUCGGCAAGAUGUGGAAAGGAAACGAGCAGAAGACGCUCUGAAAAUGAUCGGCGAACAUCAGCGUCGGCAAAAAAGGCCAACGGAUGGAUCACGCGCGUCGCCUCAAACUGUUCAAGUUGAACCCGUCCGAUCUCCUUACAGGGUCCGCUUUGAAUCUGAAGAUGUUGAGAGAGAAAGACAGCGGUCGCCACUCACUGUGACAGUAGAAGAACCCGAGAUAACGGCCCGCGAGAACAGAAAUCGCAUUUAUAGUUCACCCACAUCCCCUGGAGCAACAUCACCUGGAAGGGGGUCCCCUAGGGAGGAAAAAUCUCCGGAUGAACCUCCGUCAAGUCCAAUCCGAAUCGACAGCCGCAAUUCACGGUACGGUCGGUACAUCAUGAUCAAACAGGGAGCACAAGGUGCAACUGAGCAAGCAGACAGAAGUAACUUGAAGCCGAACGAGAGAGACGAGUUAAAUCGUUGGCAACGGGAGGACUCAAGAGCUACUGAAGAAAGGGAAGGCACGUUGGAGCGCCGCGAGCGGGAAGAGCGAGCUUGGAGACAUCAUUUGGAAAGACAGAGGAAAGAGAAAGAAGAAAAAGAGCGUUUAGAACGCGAACGACAAGAAAGAGAGCAGCAAGAACGAGAGCGUCGUGAAAGAGACAGGGAAGCUCUUGAGAGUAUCGAACGUGCGCGUGCGGAACGUGAACGACAACAAAAAUACGAUCGUGAACGAGAGGAACGUCAGCGCGUUGAAGAAGAGCGUAUUAUGAACCAAAUGCAAAGAGAAGAAUUGAACGAGCAGCGUGAAAGAGAGAACCACUUGAAAAAACUUGAAGAGGAACAGAAACAGCUAAGAGAAAUGGAGCAGUCCAGGCUUUCGAAGCUCUCGAGAGAUAAGGGCAGUAAAGAGUUUCUGGACACCAUCGAGGGACUAUCGGCAGACGAGGUCGAACGAGAAUUUCAAAAACGUCUUGAAGCGAUGAGGAAUCGUCGGGAAUCUGGCGAAGAUGAAGAGGUGGUACAGGAGCGUGCUGCAGGCGGACUUGUUGCGGUAACACGUGUCAAAUACCACGCACCGGACAAGGAGGAGAGAAUGGAGCGAGGAAAAAAGAUUGACUUGCUACUCCAAGAAAACAUCCGGCGCGAAAAAGAAAAGAAAGAAGCUGAAAAGAGACGACAGCAAAAAGAGGAAGAAGAGGAGAAACUUCGAAGAGAACGACAGCAGCGCAGAGUUCAGCAGUUUGAAUUAGAUCGCGAACAGCAGAAGGAGGCCCAGCGGAAAAUUCAAGAACACCGUGAACGAGAGCAAGAAGAAUGGCUGAGACAGCAACGAGAAAAGAGAGAACAGCAGAGAAUGGAACAGGAAAAGCAAAGGCUGGAGAAGAAGGGGCAGGAGGAAGAAGAACUGAAUAGAAAGAAACUUGAAAUACAGCAGCGACGUGAUCAGGAGGAACGGCUGCGGUGGCAGCAGAGCCAGCAGUUAAAGGAGGAAGAGGAUAGGCUGCGACAGGAGGAGGAGCGAGAGGCGGAGGCUAGGCGUGAGUUCGAACGCCAAAAGCAACAGGAGGAACAAAGGAUCGUCAGAGAAAAGGAAGCACAAUUACGAAAGCAGCAGCUUGAAGAUCAGAUGCUUCAGGAAGUAAAAGUGAGAAAGCCGUCCGUUGAGGAGCACGUCAAUGAAUUGAAGAAUCGUGCAACAGCUGAUUACGAAAGGAGGCGGAAGCUCAUUGACGAAGAGAUUAAUCGACGGCGUUCUGAACCACCAUCGGCACUUCGCAAUGCGGGAUCAAAUCGCCCCAAGAAGCAGGUAUCCUUUUCAAAUGUAGCGACAGAGAUUCGCGAACCCGCAUCUCCAACUUAUGUCGUUGGGUCAGCAUCAGGUUACACAGCACGGGUUACUCCUGCCCCCAGUGUCCGGUACGUGAACACUCGUGCCCCAAGUGACUCUGAACCAGAUUCUGCCAGGCCACCUCUCCCUGAUGAUGACGAUGACCUACCGCCUCCUCCGCCACCGCCUCCUCCCCCUGACGAGAUGCUAGAAGACGACAAUUUCCCACCACCACCUCCACCAAAAUCGCCUCACAGCUCUGAACGAUUUGCUGCUCUCAGUGGUGAUCGACCGUCGCGAAAUGGUGGAUUCACGUCCAGGGUGACAGUCUCUGCCCCCGGGACCCGGGAUCAAGCUAUGUAUCCCCAACCUUACUCCAACACGGGAGUACCUCUCCGUCAGCCCCCAGUUACCUCAUCUUCCCCAUACCCAAGUUAUGCCACAUAUCCUAGGCGACCUCGACCUGUGUCCUAUCCAGCCGCCUUUGAGAUGAAUCAACCAGGUCCUCCUCCGGCCCCUACCAGGUAUGGUUCGCAGGACAAUGUCUUAGACGGACCUCCCUCUCGAUCCCAGUCUCAGUACGCGCCAAAGCCCGCCCGGUUGGAUAGCGAUGAGUUGAAUGGGAUGGAGAUGACCCGCGGUCGCCUGGGUCGGAUGUCCUUAACAGACGAAGAGAAAUCCGAGGGCCAGUUUGUUUCCAAGAAACCAGAAAGGCUGGACUUCAAGGACAAGCUUAAAAUGUUCAAUAAAGACACACCAGAAGAAAAAAUCAGGACAUCGAGAUGGGAGCAGGGACAACUAGCGCAAAUGAAUGGGGAUUUAACAUCCCCUUGACAGAAUUGUAUCCAACCACGAGUUUCAAAGUAAGCAAUGAUCGCACUGUGAUCUCUCUCUCUCUGAAAAGUUUUAAACAAAAUAUUCGCGAUAGGGUAACUGGCAGAAUUUCCGUAUUAUUAUUUUACCAAUCUCUGAAAGAAACAUUAACAGUCCCAAAGUAAAUGGCCCAUGCAGUGUGUCGCAAGAGGCGUGUACUUCUUGGUGUCUAGAUAGGAGAAAAAUUUUGCAGUCUCGGUCUGUGAGGUUCUCGAUUUGUUUUUUUCCAUCAUCAUCAUCACUGACUUAUCUAGGGCAGAAUAUAUUAAAGUCUUGGGAGAACAGUUGAAAACAUUUGGUGGCAAGUUUGACGCAGUUGAUAGAACUAUCACAUUUGAUUUUUUUUUAGACUACUUAUACGUGAGAAGAAAUGUUAAUGUUUUCUUAUUUUUCGUUACCUAUUUUAAGUUAUGAAUACACACAGAUAUAACUAUCUAAUUAUUGUUUGUUCGAAAGUUCCUAAAUGAGGUGUCAUUUUCUUAAUAAUACUGUCAUAUCAAAAGCGAAAUCUUUAGGGGCUUGAACAAUCUUAAAGAAGCUAUUUGGUUUUACUUUUCUGCAAGUUCUAACGGAAUUUACUAUGAACUUUUAGAUUCAUUCGCAUUGCUUUAGAGAAAAGCUCUUCCGUGAUGGUUUAGGUAGAGUCGAUGUGUUUCCGAAAGUAUGCCUAUCGAUUACGAUGGAACGAUAUGUUACCGAGUGGUUACGAAGAUGGCACGUCGAAAGUUUUAGCAUAGUUUUACUGUUCUAAGCAAAUGAGAGCCAAAUAGCAUUUAAUUUUUAUUAAGUGUGUAAAUAAAUUCAAGCUCUGAGCAUUAGUUAAAUGACUGUAUAUAAUAUACGUUUUGAAAGGUAUAGAAUUUUCUCAAAGGAUGGGAACUGAAUAUCAUACACACUGUCAUUAGUUUAUAAGGAAAAGUUUUGCGAUCUUUAAUAAAAAUAAAUUUUAGACUGAGAAUGAAAUAAAUCUGUGACUUGAA
Molecule: messenger RNA, 8031 nt
Organism: Stylophora pistillata
Lineage: Eukaryota; Metazoa; Cnidaria; Anthozoa; Scleractinia; Pocilloporidae
Biological process (GO): signal transduction
Cellular component (GO): cell-cell junction
Molecular function (GO): protein binding
Source: RefSeq, a predicted model, not a curated record